GAAACUGGAUGAGCAGGAAGCCGGUGGCUGGCCCUGUCAUCCGACAUAGAAACACGAUGUAACUUGCCGGACUGAAGCGGAUUAGAACCAACAGGAAGAAUUUUCGAUUUAUUGUGGGGAAGAUAAAGAGCACCAAAUCGUAUUAAAAGAGGGAGGUGAUAGUUACGCAAACUAUCGUACCUUCCGGCCCCGUCGGAAAAGGAGACUUAAUUGGAAAGUUUGAUAAAUUCGGUGUACAACGAAAGAUUUUAAGAGGGUCGAUGCCGUCGCCCCUUAAGAAAGAAAUACGGCCAGAGAGUUUGGGGAUCCCGCUUUUGUAUCAUUCAACGUGGACAUCAGCUAGUUUCGGGGCCAGGGGACCUCAGCUGCGACAGUAGAUAUGUCAGUCCGGGAAAACGGAAGCUGCAGACGUACGCCCCCGAGCAUUGCCCACCUGCCCCGGAAGUACUGGUGCGUUGGAACCUUACCUUCCGGGGCAAAUUGUCUGUCGUUGCAGCAGCUGUGAGAAGGGGAAGCCAUUUUCUGUUUCUAGGAAGAGUUAGGACUAAGGGGAGAGGGGAAAAGAAAAGGAAAGAAGGGCUCAGCACCUCCCCGCCGAGCCGUGGACAGAGGGGCACUUUCGGCAGGCUGGCGAGGUAGCUGAGAGCCCGGAGGAGAUGUUUUCCCUGUCGAGUACGGUGCAGCCCCAGGUUACAGUUCCUCUGAGUCACCUCAUCAAUGCCUUCCAUUCACCAAAAAGCACAUCUGUUUCUGUCAGUGCGUCGGCUUCGCAAAACCCCCAUCGAGAUGUAGUUCCUGAGCAUGAGGCUGCUGGCAGUGAGCCUGUACUUAAUUUAAGAGACCUUGGAUUAUCCGAAUUAAAACUUGGACAGAUUGAUCAACUAGUAGACAGUCUACUUCCUGGAUUUUGUAAAGGCAAGCGUGUUUCUUCCCAUUGGCAUACAUCUCAUGUCUCUGCACAGUCCUUCUUUGAAAAUAAAUAUGGUUACUUAGAUAUGUUUAGUACUUUACGUUCCUCUUGCUUAUACAGACAACAUUCAAGAACUCUUAAAAGUAUUUGUUCAGAUCUUCAGUGCUGGCCAGUUUUCAUACAGUCUCGGGGUUUUAAAACUUUGAAAUCAAGAACUCGACGUUUACAGUCCACUUCUGAACGAUUGGCAGAGACACAGCAUAUAGCACCAUCAUUUGUGAAGGGGUUCCUGUUGCGGGACAGGGGAUCAGAUGUUGAGAGUUUGGACAAACUCAUGAAAACCAAAAAUAUACCUGAAGCUCACCAAGAUGCAUUUAAAACUGGUUUUGCAGAGGGUUUUCUGAAAGCUCAAGCCCUAACGCAAAAAACCAAUGAUUCUCUGAGACGAACUCGUCUGAUUCUCUUCGUUCUGCUGCUGUUUGGCAUUUAUGGACUCUUAAAAAAUCCAUUUUUAUCUGUCCGCUUCCGGACAACAACGGGGCUUGACUCUGCAGUAGAUCCCGUCCAGAUGAAAAAUGUCACCUUUGAACAUGUUAAAGGAGUGGAGGAAGCUAAACAGGAAUUACAGGAGGUUGUUGAAUUCUUGAAAAAUCCACAAAAAUUUACUGUGCUUGGAGGUAAACUUCCAAAAGGAAUACUUUUAGUUGGACCACCAGGGACAGGAAAGACACUUCUUGCUCGAGCUGUGGCUGGAGAAGCUGAUGUUCCUUUUUAUUAUGCUUCUGGAUCAGAAUUUGAUGAAAUGUUUGUGGGUGUGGGAGCCAGCCGUAUCAGAAAUCUAUUUAGGGAAGCAAAAGCAAAUGCUCCCUGUGUUAUAUUUAUUGAUGAAUUAGAUUCUGUUGGUGGGAAACGAAUUGAGUCUCCAAUGCAUCCAUAUUCAAGGCAGACUAUAAAUCAGCUUCUUGCUGAAAUGGAUGGCUUUAAACCCAAUGAAGGAGUUAUCAUAAUAGGAGCCACAAACUUCCCAGAGGCAUUAGAUAAUGCCUUAAUACGUCCUGGUCGUUUUGACAUGCAAGUUACAGUUCCAAGACCAGAUGUAAAAGGUCGAACAGAAAUUCUGAAAUGGUAUCUCAAUAAAAUAAAGUUUGAUCAGUCUGUGGAUCCAGAAAUUAUAGCUCGAGGUACUGUUGGCUUUUCUGGAGCAGAGUUGGAGAAUCUUGUGAACCAGGCUGCAUUAAAGGCAGCUGUUGAUGGAAAAGAAAUGGUUACCAUGAAGGAAUUAGAGUUUUCCAAAGAUAAAAUUCUAAUGGGGCCUGAACGUAGAAGUGUGGAAAUUGACAAUAAAAACAAAACCAUCACAGCAUAUCAUGAAUCCGGUCAUGCUAUUAUUGCAUAUUACACCAAGGACGCAAUGCCUAUCAACAAAGCUACAAUCAUGCCAAGAGGGCCAACACUUGGACAUGUGUCCCUCUUGCCUGAGAAUGACAGAUGGAAUGAAACCAGAGCUCAGCUGCUUGCGCAGAUGGAUGUUAGUAUGGGAGGAAGAGUGGCUGAGGAGCUUAUAUUUGGAACUGACCAUAUCACAACAGGUGCUUCCAGUGAUUUUGAUAAUGCAACCAAAAUUGCAAAGCGGAUGGUUACCAAAUUUGGAAUGAGUGAAAAGCUUGGAGUUAUGACCUACAGUGAUACUGGGAAACUGAGUCCAGAAACUCAAUCUGCUAUUGAACAAGAAAUUAGAAUCCUUCUAAGGGACUCAUAUGAACGAGCGAAACAUAUCUUGAAGACUCAUGCAAAAGAGCAUAAGAAUCUAGCAGAAGCUUUACUAACCUAUGAGACUUUGGAUGCCAAAGAGAUUCAAAUUGUUCUUGAGGGAAAGAAAUUGGAAGUGAGAUGAGAACUCUUAACAUGGAUGCAUUGCCGGUUUUGCUGCAGGAAUAUAGAAGUAGCAUUUCCGUAGUCUCCUUUUGCGAUGCUUUUCUCCCAUUCUUGCCUUGGUAUCACUCAAGAAUGUGAAACACUUUGUCUCUCUUUUGUCACAUUUAAUCUAAUUCUGUUUAUUUUCAUGAUGACACCUAUGGUAAAUUAUCAACCUAGCAAAUAUGUUAAAGAAAAUAAAGAACUACUAGGAUUGGAAACAGCUUGUUUGAAAAAUGUUAAUCAGUUAUUCACUUGAAAAUAAGUAAUGAUUUUAUGGUUGGUUCCUCUACUAGAUGUGAAUAAAAAUUGUGCCUUUA
Messenger RNA from Neogale vison (American mink), 3144 nucleotides. RefSeq names its product YME1 like 1 ATPase (gene YME1L1). Gene Ontology annotation, cellular component: mitochondrial inner membrane. The record is from RefSeq and is a predicted model, not a curated record. Gene Ontology annotation, biological process: protein quality control for misfolded or incompletely synthesized proteins; mitochondrion organization. Gene Ontology annotation, molecular function: ATP binding; metalloendopeptidase activity; ATP-dependent peptidase activity. NCBI's taxonomy places the organism in Eukaryota, Metazoa, Chordata, Mammalia, Carnivora, Mustelidae. Bases 657 to 2804 code for a protein of 715 amino acids. The transcript is spliced from 19 exons.